AUGUCUCAAGACCAUCAUCAACUAGACAGCAAUCUGAUAUGCCGAGUCAUCUUGCCGUUGAUACAGUCCAACCCAUCUGUCAGUAUUUCAGUUUUGCAAGGUGCAGUACAGGUGAGCUAUCACUUCAAGUCGUCCUACAGAAAGGUGUGGAUGGCCAAGCAGAAGGCAAUUGCACAAAUCUAUGGGGAUUGGGAAGAGUCGUACAAUAAGGUUCCCAAGUUGCUUCAAGCACUGCAGAGCUAUUUUUCUAGUACCAUUUGUGACCUCCGCGUCAAACCAUUAUACAAUGCGCACCUGUUUGUACGUGACUGCAAAGCCUUCAAGUAUUGCAAGCCCUUUGUCUCUGUAGAUAGGAUGCAUCUGUAUGGAAGGUAUAGUAGUGUGUUGCUUAUUGCGGUGGCACAAGAUGGGAAUAGCAACAUCCUGCCCAUUGCAUUUGCCAUUGCGGAGUUCGAGAGUAUGGAGUCAUGGUCGUUCUUCCUAACUAAACUGAGACGCCACGUCACCCCACAAGAUGGCCUGCUGGUUAUCUCUGACAGAUCUCAAGUUAUCAAGGCAGCGCUUAGCUCCAAUGAUAGCGGUUGGCAUCCCCCUAGAGCCUACCAUGCUUACUACAUCAGACACAUGGCUGCGAACUUCAUGACACGAUUCAAGCCAGUCGAGGGCAAGAGGUACCUCAUUAAUGCUACUUAUAGUCCAAGCAAAGUCGAUUACGAGUGGUACAUGAAUGCAUUGAGAGGAGUCUCGCCUACCAUGGUUGACUGGGCUACUCGUUUUAGGAAGGAGAUUUGGCUACAACAUUGCGAUGGCGGGCGUCGAUUUGGCCAUAUGGCGACAAAUCUAUCCGAGUGCAUCAAUGCAGUGUUGAAGGGCACCCAGUACUUGCCAAUAUCUGCCAUUGUGCGCAUCACGUACGAGAGAUUACAGAAGUUAUUCAUGACGAAGGGUAGAGAGGCGCAGUCAUAG
Messenger RNA from Arachis stenosperma, 966 nucleotides. RefSeq lists its product as uncharacterized. The record is from RefSeq and is a predicted model, not a curated record. Lineage: Eukaryota; Viridiplantae; Streptophyta; Magnoliopsida; Fabales; Fabaceae. The transcript has 2 exons. Bases 1 to 966 code for a protein of 321 amino acids.